Molecule: messenger RNA, 546 nt
Organism: Poeciliopsis prolifica (blackstripe livebearer)
Lineage: Eukaryota; Metazoa; Chordata; Actinopteri; Cyprinodontiformes; Poeciliidae
Product: gastrula zinc finger protein XlCGF71.1-like
Exons: 3
Biological process (GO): regulation of transcription by RNA polymerase II
Molecular function (GO): RNA polymerase II cis-regulatory region sequence-specific DNA binding; DNA-binding transcription factor activity, RNA polymerase II-specific
Source: RefSeq, a predicted model, not a curated record
AUGAGAAUUCAUACAGGUGAAAAACCGUUCACUUGUGCAGCUUGUGGAAAAUGUUUCCAUCUAAACAACUCUUUAAACAGACACAAGAGAAUUUUCUUUUUAGUUAAUCACAUCAGAGUUCACACCGGUGAGAAACCUUUCUCAUGUGAGACCUGUGGAAAAAGUUUCACUCAAAAGCAAAGUUUAACUCUUCACAUGAGAUUUCACACGGGUGAGAAGUCUUUCUCAUGUGGGGCCUGUGGAAAAUGUUUCCCUUAUAAAAGAAGUUUAAAUUGUCACAUGAGAACUCACACGGGGGAGAAACCUUUCUCAUGUGCUACCUGUGGGAAAAGUUUUGCUUUUAGGUCUGAUUUACGAAAUCACAUGAGAACUCACACAAGUGAGAAGCCUUUCUCAUGUGUGAUUUGUGGGAAAAGUUUCCCUUAUAAAAAAAGUUUAAAUCGUCACAGGAGAUCUCACACAGGUGAGAAGCCUUUCUCAUGUGGGAUAUGUGGAAAAAGUUUCAGUCAAAAACAGCACUUAACAUCUCACAACAGAAUUCACACU